UCCCUUGGGCCCUCUCUCUCCUCUUGGUUCGUCAUCCCCUUUCUUCAUCAAAAAUCUCUCUCCUCCAUUUUCGCCUUUUCACAGGCGCCACCAGUUCCCAACCCAUACAGGCUUUUAGAUCUUUUGUGCAAAAUCGAAAAAAAAGAAAUGAAUAGGUGCGCUUAUCAGCAAAAGGCUUUGAUGGGUUGUGUUGGUGUUGGAGAAAUUAGACAGGGAGAUAUCUCUGUCUCUGAUGGUCUUGUUUGCCCCAAACCUCGCCGGAAUGGGCACUUCAAUGAACCCAUCAGACCUUCUCGAUUCCUCCAAAUCAGUAAUUCGCAAACGGAGGGUUGCGAUUUGAAAGCCGGAACUGAACUUCUGGAUAUCAUCCUCACCAAGGGGAAUUAUGAUAUGGAAACGCCCAAUUUUGAUAUGGCUUCAUCUCCACCUUUUCUUUUCGGGUCUCCACCCAGGAGGGCUUCGAAUCCUCUGAUUCAGGAUUCACAAUUCAGCAACAACAAUUUUGUUCCUAUACUAGCAAUUCCAGAAGCAGCAGCUGCUCCUUCUCCACCACAACCCUCCGCAUCCGCUCGUAAGAGCGGAGGAGGCUGUGCUCCGGUAAAAUUCGGGAUCAAGCCAGCUGCUGUGAGGAUUGAAGGCUUCAAUUGCCGCAGCAGCAUCUCUGCUGUAGCUUAGGUAAAGUCUUGCCAAAAAAAAACAAUAAAAAUGUGAGAUUUUUGGGAUGAGGUGAAUUACCAUAACAAAUUCGUUUUAGUCUUGUAUAUAUAGAGUGAUAAAAAGAGAGUCGUCAUUCAAAUCCUGUUUGUGAAUAUGUUUAUUAGGUGAUGAAUGAGUGUUUGUGGAAAAUAAAUACUAUUAGUAUAACCCAAAGAAAAGACAUGUGUCAAAAGAAUGUUCUCUUUCGUUUGGGAUUAAUUAGGGUUCUUAUUUAGCAUUAGGCCAAAGUUUGUAUUAUCUACUGUAGUGUGAGAGAGUUUAAAAGAAAGACUUCUUUUUUUGUGACUGAAAAAACUUGUCACUCUUAUCCUUCAGAGUAAUUGUAAUCCGAAGGAGAAAUGAAGAUGGUCUAAUUCUUUAUAGCAA
Messenger RNA from Solanum dulcamara, 1083 nucleotides. RefSeq lists its product as uncharacterized. The record is from RefSeq and is a predicted model, not a curated record. NCBI's taxonomy places the organism in Eukaryota, Viridiplantae, Streptophyta, Magnoliopsida, Solanales, Solanaceae. The coding region runs from base 148 to 675 and encodes 175 amino acids. The transcript is spliced from 4 exons.